UCGCUCCAGUAACCGGAAGUCUGCAAGCCCUGAGAAUAAGGGAUGCAAAUUAUGAUUGGACAAUGCUCCUGUCAGUCUGCGGGUGCGUGGCUAUCUUUCUCUAGCUAUUGGAGAAAAUGAGUGCCAGUCUGAGAAUUCCGUGUGUGAUUGGAGGGGCGGAUCCAGGGCUUGAUAAAGAGGGAUUAGCGUCAUUUCCCCUCAGUCAGAUAGCAAGGGCGACCCCAGCCUCUUUUACCGCCUCAGACCUGGGGCUCCUGAGCUUCAUAGCUGGCCACCAAUUGGGGCCGAGCUCGAAGGCGUUCUGGUCCAACGGCAGCCUGUAGACCCUCAUAGUGUGACCUCUGACCCCUGGUAUUGAUCUUAGGGCCAUUCCCUGGCGUGGGCUGAGGCGGCAGCCAUGGAGCUGGGCAGCUGCUUCAAGACCUACGAGGAUUUCAGGAAGUGCUUCAGCCUCUACAAAAAGGAGAACAGUUGCUCCUUCAUUCUCAGGGACCGCGUCUCCGUCCGCUGCCACAACCUCAACCACGGCACCUCCAUCCGUGAGGACAUCCUAUAUGUGCAGGUGAAAUUUGUCUGUAGUCGGAUCCAGUCAAACAGGAAGAGAACACCAGAGGCGGACAUGUGCCCCGCAUACUUGCUCCUGCAGUAUAGUGAGAAACUGGAUAGAUUAUUUAUCAGUGAACUCAACACCCAGCAUAUACAUGUUGACUCCAAAACUGCGGAUCCUGAAGGAGACACUGCCGAAUCUCAGAAGACAACGUAUCUGCAGAAAUCUGAGCCUGAGCAGCCCACAUUUAAAAAAGACUUUACCAGGGCUGAGAAGCCCCCGGCUGAACCUUCAUUUUGCUUAGGUGAGGUCCAAGCAGCCUCAAAGCCAGGGCGGGAGGGGAUCACUCCUUCUGACCUGGCCAAGGUAGCGAAAGUGAUGAAGAACUUUCUUAAGGUGGAUGAGGGUUCCAUGGCCUCCCUCAGUGUAGGCAACAGCCAGGACCUGGACCGGCUCAGCUUUCAGAGCAGCAAGAUGAGCAACCUGUUCAUCCGCUUCCCAGAGAAUCUCUUGCUGCACCGGGUGGAGAAUGCCCAGGGCCACAUCCUCUACGCGUUCCUGGUGGAGAACAAGGAGCGAGAGAGUCGAGUGGUACACUUUGCUGUGCUCAGGGCCGAGACAGCCGCGUCUGUGGCCAAGAUGCUGGGUAUCUUCACAGAGUUCAACUCAGAUUGGCCCAAGACCAAGGUCAUCUUUGUGGACCCAUCCUUCCCUCACCGAGCCAUCCUGCAGGAAAUCUUCCCUGCUGCCCGCAUUCUCCUUUCCAUCUACCACACAACCCGACUCCUAGAGAAGAAGUUGCAUCGUAGUUCGGCAAAUCCAUCCUUUAAAAGUCUCAUGAAGGAAGCCCUACGGGAGGCUGUGUUUGUCACCUCUGAUGCCAGCCUGCAGAAUCUCUGUCAGAUGUCCCAAGCCCUACUGGAUGAGGAGCUCUUCAGCUUCCUGCAGACCCACUGGUUCUCCUGUGAACUGCUGUGGUACAUGCACGUCAGGAAGGGCCUGCAUGCGUGCAACACCUACAUGGACAGCCUAGACAUCGUCGCCAGCAAGGUGUCCAGUCUCUUUAGGAAACAGCAGUCCCUGCUGGACUGCAUCCUCCGCUUUGUGGAUUACAUCGACUUCUUUAAUACCAAAGGUGUGAAAAACUUGCCCACAGCUCCUCCCAAGUCAAAGAAAGCCCGGCCAGCAAGCAUGUUACCAAAGUCCAAGAAGCCUUUUGAAAUCUGUGGAGGGAGCCUCAGCAGGCGCCCCCUGAAAGAGACAAAGCCACCCCUACAGCAGGUGCAGGUGGAGCAGCAGCCACAGGUGCAGCCCUUCCAGGGUGGCAUGCUAGACACCUUGCACCAGAGUGGCUUCGAACUGGCCUAUAAGCUGUGCUACAAUGAAUGGGAGGUGGCACAGAACUCGACCCACCUGAUGGAUAUGGCUGGCUCCUCAGUGGACAUUAAGCUGCUGGAGGACUCUCACCAGGUUAGCAAAGAUGGCUGUAGCUGCAGCUGUUCCUUUCAACAACGGUACCACCUGCCAUGCCGACACAUUUUGGCCCUGCUACACAACAGCCAGAAGCCAGUGGGUGAAACCAUGGUUUGCCGCCGGUGGCAAAAGAGGUACCAGCACCUCCUUGGGCCUAGUGGGGAGCUCCGGGACCCUGUUGUGGUCCCCAGCACAGGCCAGCCUGGGAAGCCAGGAAGGAAGGACAUGAUCCAGGACCUAAGCAGGGAACUAGCAAACCUGCUAAUGCAGAGUGAGGGGCCAGAGCUGGAGGAGCGCUUUUCCACCUUGCGCAAGAUUGUGGACAUCUGGGCUGAUCCUUACCAGCCACCUGCGCCCACUCAGCAGCCAGGGGACUUCAAGGAUGUGGGCCGCCUCCCUUUUCUCUGGGGAAAACAGGAGGAAGGGGAGGGAUUCCCUCUUGCUGGAGCCACGAUUCAUGAUUAAAGCACUUGCUGUGGCGCACUGAACCACAGACCCCUCUCCUUGGGAGUCUGAGAGCUCACAGUGGGCAGGUCAUGCUAGGGGUCAGCAUUUUAACCAAUGCCUUCCUAGGGAGGGCUAGGAAGAUUGUUACAG
Myotis myotis is the source of this 2617-nucleotide messenger RNA. It is a transcript of the gene ZSWIM3, whose product is annotated as zinc finger SWIM-type containing 3. The transcript is spliced from 2 exons. NCBI's taxonomy places the organism in Eukaryota, Metazoa, Chordata, Mammalia, Chiroptera, Vespertilionidae. Gene Ontology annotation, molecular function: zinc ion binding. The record is from RefSeq and is a predicted model, not a curated record. The coding region runs from base 398 to 2485 and encodes 695 amino acids.